UUUUUUCGGCCAAUUAUUAUUAUUAGUAUGGAAACAACAAAUUAUAAGUCGUGACAAAUUAUGAGUAAAUAGAUUAUUGUUGUUUUUGUAGACGUUCAAUUGUAUUUUAUUAUCGUUAGUACACAGUUUACACUUAUCUAUUUAGGAGGUACCUUCUAAGAAGUGUACCGAUGGCUCCGACAAUACAAAAUAAUGCAACGCCGGAAAAAAGGCCUCAGCGGCCAGCUGAAAGGAGAUCUGAUUUGGUGUGUCGCGUCAAGUAUUGCAAUACGUUACCGGACAUUCCGUUUGAUUUGAAGUUUCUUUCGUAUCCGUUUCAACCGACCAGAUUCAUACAGUACAAUCCGACGUCCCUCGAACGGUCGUACAAGUUUGAAAUUCUCGCCGAUCAUGAUUUGGGUCUCAACAUCGAUCUGGUCAAUAAAGAUAAAUACACCGUUGACAAUUCGGCUCAAAUGGAUCCUGCCGACGAGAAACUGUUGGAAGAAGACAUGUUGGCGCCCACAAAUUCCAAAAGGUCGAGACAUCAUGCUAGAAGUGUAUCGUGGUUGCGACGCACAGAAUACAUUUCAACUGAACAAACUCGGUUCCAGCCACAAACCAUUGAAAAAGUCGAAGCCAAAGUUGGAUUCAGUAUUAAAAAGAACUUUAAGGAAGAGACACUGUAUAUGGAUCGAGACAGUCAAAUGAAAGCCAUUGAAAAGACUUUCGAGGAUAACAAAAAACCCGUCGAGAAACAUUAUAGUAAGCCUAAUGUUCACGCCGUCGAGACCUUAAGCUUUUUCCCAGAUUUCAAGAAUUGGAAAUAUCCUUGUGCUCAAGUCAUUUUCGAUUCUGAUCCCGCGCCCAUGGGUCGACCUGUACCAGCACAAAUAGAAGAGAUGUCUCAAGCUAUGAUUAGAGGUGUAAUGGAUGAAAGCGGCGAACAGUUUGUUGCUUACUUUUUACCAUCCGAAGAAACAAUAUUUAAACGGCGUGAAGAUGCUGUUGAAAACGUUCCUUACGACGAUGAUUACGAGUAUGAAUACAAAAUGGCUAGAGAAUACAAUUGGAACGUUAAGAGCAAGAGUAGUAAAGGUUACGAAGAAAACUAUUUCUUAAUAGUACGAGACGACGGCGUAUUCUAUAAUGAACUAGAAACCAGAGUGCGGUUGAGUAAAAGAAGACAAAAGGUCGGAACACAAAGCAGCAGUACUAAUACCAGACUAAUCGUAAGACACGUUCCUAUUAAUGAACAGGAAUUCAGUGUUCACCAAUUCAGAGAAAAGCAGUUACAACCGUACGACGAGGAAGAAGAAGAAAAAGCCGAAGAAGCGGCCAAAAAAGCUAUGCUUGCCGCGAAAGAAAGUGCUAAGGCUUUAUCUAGUAAAAACAAAAACGACAGCGAUGACGACGAUGACGACGAAUCGAAAAGAGACACGACGAAAAGAGAUUCUGCGACUUCCGGCAGCGAUGCGAGUGACAACGAUGAUCGAAAUUCGACCAACAAGUCGAAACGUACGAUCAGCGAAAAUAUGGACAGCGAUAGCGAUUCGAAAAACCGGAAUGCAACGCGCGCCGGUGGUUCCGACAGCAACGACAGCGAUAAAGAAACGAGAAAAAGCGCUGCACUGUCGAACAGCGACGCGAAUUCAGACAGCGACACUAGUGUUGUUAAGAAAACGAAAAACCGCAAGGUGAGCCGACGCACUCCUAGAAAAGACAGUUUGGGAACCGACGAAAGCGGCAAGUCGGAAGACGAUACGCCGGUCAAGGCCGCCAAAGACACGUCUCAGAGUGGCGACAGCGAGGAUGAACGCCAAAGGAAACGGAUCUCCAGCGAAGCCAAAUCGGAUAGCGAUAACAGUGAUGUCGAAGUCGAAAGUAAAAAGAGCUCGGAGCGUGCCGCCAGCGAUGCUGGCGUAAACACGGACUCUUCUAUAACCGACAACAGCGAUGAAGAGAGCGUUAGAGCUUCUGAUAGCGAUUAAUAACAUAUCGAGCAAAUAUGUAAUAAAAGAGAAAACUUUGUAUGUACAUAUAUAUGAAAAAAAAGCGGCUUAUCGUGUUUGAACUGUUUAUUUUUAACAAAGGUUUGCUUAAUAUUUUACUUGAUUAAAUUUAUAAAUUUAUACAA
Molecule: messenger RNA, 2116 nt
Organism: Adelges cooleyi (spruce gall adelgid)
Lineage: Eukaryota; Metazoa; Arthropoda; Insecta; Hemiptera; Adelgidae
Gene: atms
Product: RNA polymerase II-associated factor 1 homolog
Exons: 10
Coding region: 171-1970 (599 amino acids)
Biological process (GO): transcription elongation by RNA polymerase II
Cellular component (GO): Cdc73/Paf1 complex
Molecular function (GO): RNA polymerase II complex binding; chromatin binding
Source: RefSeq, a predicted model, not a curated record